UUCUAAACAGAUCGAAUAUUCUUUGUCCUUCUCUCUUUCACUCUCUCUCACCAUAAGAUAGAGAGAGAGAGAGAGAGAGAGAGAGAGACAGAGAAAGGAAAGAAGAUCGAGGAGGAGGAAGAACAACAAUCUCAAGAGAAGCGAAGCGAAGCGAAUAAGGGUACCCAUUUCCUCUCUCUCACUCUCUCCAAAGGAAAGGAAAGAAAUUUAUCGAGAUGGGAAAGGGAGAGAGUAGCAAUGGGGAGGUGGAGGCUGUGGCAUCGAAGUUUCCAUUGAGCGUUUGGGAGAUGGCGGCGGCUUCCACCGUGGUGUUGGGCUUCGUGGUGGGUCUUCUCGGUGUGUACCUUACCAUGCCAGCAUCGGAUUACAGCUUCCUCAAGCUCCCUCGUACCCUGGAAGACCUUCAAAUCCUCCGAGAUCACCUAGAGAGCUACACAAGUGACUAUACUGCACAAGUCCUGGUCGGGUACUGCAUGGUUUACAUUUUCAUGCAGACAUUUAUGAUUCCGGGGACUGUGUUCAUGUCAUUGCUGGCUGGAGCCCUUUUUGGAGUCUUCAAAGGUGUAGCUCUGGUUGUCUUCACCGCCACCGCUGGUGCUUCUUCUUGCUAUUUCUUAUCAAAGCUGAUUGGCCGGCCUAUUCUCUCCUUUCUUUGGCCUGACAAGCUAAAGUUCUUUCAAGCCCAGGUGGCUAAAAGAAGAGAGCGUCUGUUGAACUACAUGCUUUUUCUAAGAUUGACUCCGACAUUGCCAAAUACGUUUAUCAAUUUCGCUUCUCCAAUUGUCGAUGUGCCGUAUCGUACUUUCUUCCUGGCAACCUUAGUCGGCCUCAUACCUGCGGCUUUUGUUACUGUCAGGGCUGGACUAACUCUUGGAGAGUUGCAAUCCGUAGGGGAUCUCUAUGACUUCCAAUCAAUUGCUACUUUGUUCCUCAUUGGAAUUGUCUCUGUUACACCCACGCUGGUGAGGAAGAGUAAACCAUAGCAUUCUACCGGCCGAACUUGCUUAAUGCACAAGGGGCCCGUGCUCCUGGCUGCCAUUUGAGUUUCACUUCAUUUCUGUACAGAUCAGCCUCAAAUAAAAACAAUAUAUGGCUGGCUGUUGAUCAGCUUGUGGAUUUCAUUGGCAACGCUGUAGCCACUGGAGAUGAUAAUGUGGGGAAGUUGCAGGCAGAGAUUGCUACAUUGUGUUAUGUUUACUGUUGCGUUUCCGAGGCGUGGCGGUUGGCAGGGUGAUAUAAUGUUUUAAGUACAGUUUCAAUUCAAGUAUCAAAUCUGUAGUUUUAGAGAUGUAUAUUGUUGUUAGUGAAACAAUGUGUAAAAAGACAGUCUCUCUGUCGUGGUAGAUUUAUCAUAGUUUGUGUUUUUCAUCCAUCCCAGCAACACAACAGCAUGUACACGAUUGUUUCUGGGUGUUGCCUGAAAAUGGGACUUGUAGAAACGAGCAGGUUGAAAUUGGCAGAUCACGACUUUGUUUGUAGUCCAGAUGGGUUGUUCGUAUAUUUGUAAUUUGGUUAGAUUGUGGUGAAUGUUAUCCUUCCUUUUUGGCAA
Messenger RNA from Alnus glutinosa, 1549 nucleotides. RefSeq lists its product as uncharacterized. The record is from RefSeq and is a predicted model, not a curated record. Lineage: Eukaryota; Viridiplantae; Streptophyta; Magnoliopsida; Fagales; Betulaceae. Bases 216 to 983 code for a protein of 255 amino acids. The transcript is spliced from 4 exons.